Messenger RNA from Vitrella brassicaformis, 1708 nucleotides. NCBI's taxonomy places the organism in Eukaryota, Vitrellaceae. The record is from the annotation of a GenBank genome assembly.
CGCCACUGCUCUCAACCGCGGCCAUGAGGCGUGGAGUUGGCGCGGCGCGUUUUGCAAGAGAAAAAGAACGCGACGUGAGCUCAGAUCCACUGACUGCGGAUGGGUACACAGUGAGUGAUGUUGUGUUUGCUUGUGUGUUUCAUUCAUUCAUUUCAGACUCGUUUUGAGGCGGUCGCUUCGCAGCUGACGGCCACGCGUGUGGCGCAGGCCCGAGAACACUUUGAUUCCUUCCGGCUGAAGCUGCAGGAGUUCGCACUAAAGCACCGGGACCGAAUCAACAAAGACCCGGUCUUUCGGCAGAAGUUCUGCGAGAUGUGCGCCGCAAUCGGCGUGGACCCUCUCAUUUGUACGAACGCACUCGUGAGAGAGAGUGGUGGCGGGUUCUGCGCAUCCCGUUCAUUCAUUCAUUCAUUGUGCUGUUGUGCGUGUUGUUCGGUCACUCAUCAGCGAGUCGCGGCUUCUGGUCUCGUCUUUUGGGAGUCGGCAACUUCUACUCUGAACUGGGAGUGAGUCGAGUCGGCUGAUGGCCCUGUUAAGCACACAUGUGCGUUCAGCUCAUGCAUCCGCCUGUGUGUGUCAUUCAUUCAGGUGCAAGUGCUGACCAUCUGCAUGGCCACCCGGCCGCAAAACGGAGGCAUCCUUGAGGUCAGCAACACCCAUACACUCACCCCUCCACACGCGAACCAUUGUUCCUUGUUUUCUUGGGUUAUCGGCGUGUGUGUCAGUUGUCGGAGUGUUGUCACCGUGUGCGGCGUCUGCGAGGCAACUUGGCACCUCCCAUCGACGAGUAAGAAGGAGGCGGUCAGUCCGCUGAUUGAGUGUGUCUGAUACAUGUGUGUGUCCAUGUAGGGGUGACAUCGAGCGGGCCAUCGAGCGUGUGGCAGUCCUGGGCCACGGAGGGAUCACCGUCAUGAAGGCAAGCAGUCGACUCCACGCUAUAUGUGACUCAUCAUCCCUCGUCGACUUGUGGGUGUGUGUGCAGCGUCGCGGCAAGACGACCAUCCUUUCCCUCCCCGACGAGCUCAACCCCGAUCAAACCAUCGUGCUUGACCUCGCACACGUACACACAAAAACGCACAAGCACAGACAGCCAUUGGCAUCUCCCUCCCGCUGUGGGUGGGUUUGCUGAUCAGGAGAAGGGACAUGUGAGCUGUCGGCAGCUCAACGAGGCCUUCGCCUGGACCAAGGAGCGAAGCAUGGCUGUCCUGGUAAGUCGAUUGUACCUGUGCAUGUGUGUUGGUGGCUCGGUGUGCUGUGCAUGCCAUGGCAUGAAUGCAUCGUCUUGUUCCCUCCCGUCGUCGGGUGGCGUGCGUCGUCAUGGGCAGUGGGUGUGGAGGGCAUUUCAGCGGUGCUAGAGCAGUGCACUCGUUGUCUGUCCUGGAUAUACUGGGCGCCAUGUGUGCUCACAUGGAUUGAAUGGGGCCCUUGUGGCCCGGGGCACACACACUCUUCCCUCUCUCCUUGUCUGUCUGCGCGUCGUGUCUGCAGAUGGUGUUUUUGCGUGAGGGUCUUGUGUGGGUCGACACACAAGUCACAGCAGAGGAGGUGAGAAAGAAGAAGACACCCUGAAUGCGUGUUGCUACCUGCGCUCAUCAUUUUCCUGCGUGUGUAUGGUGGGUGGGUGGUUUGUGUGCAGGGUGGUGAGGCUCUCUACUGGUUUCCCAGCCUGGCGCUCAGUCGGCUGGAGGAGGAUGACGAGUGAUGCGUG